UACUUUUCUCGCGCUGGGACUGAGGUAUAUAAGGCGGGGGAAGGACAGCCUCGGCACGAAGGAGCUUCAUUCCGUUUCGUCAGGAGUUCUGGACAGAGGCUAACCUAACACUCAACCCUUCACGAUGGCUAACGCUACAGGACCACAGAUGGCUUUCUACGGGUCUGCAAACAUGGACUUUGGAUACCCCGAAGGAGUCAGCAUUGUUGACUUCGUACGGCCCGAGAUCAAGCCUUACGUGCAUCAGCACUGGUACAACUACCCGCCCGUGAACCCCAUGUGGCACUACCUCUUGGGUGUGAUCUACCUGUUCCUCGGGACCGUCUCCAUCUUCGGCAAUGGCCUAGUGAUCUACCUUUUCAACAAAUCCGCGGCCCUUAGGACCCCUGCCAACAUCCUGGUGGUCAACCUCGCCCUGUCUGAUCUCAUCAUGCUUACCACGAACGUUCCUUUCUUCACUUACAACUGCUUCAGCGGUGGUGUUUGGAUGUUCAGCGCCCAGUACUGUGAGAUCUACGCCUGUCUCGGAGCUAUCACCGGCGUGUGCAGCAUCUGGCUGCUGUGCAUGAUCUCCUUCGACAGGUACAACAUUAUCUGCAACGGUUUCAACGGCCCCAAGCUGACCUCUGGCAAGGCCAUCGUUUUUGCCUUCAUCAGCUGGGCCAUUGCUAUCGGUUGCGCCCUUCCCCCCUUCUUCGGCUGGGGCAACUACAUCCUGGAGGGAAUCCUGGACUCCUGCAGCUACGACUACCUCACACAGGACUUCAGCACUAGGAGCUACAAUAUCUUCAUCUUCAUCUUCGACUACUUCCUCCCGGCCGCGGUCAUCAUCUUCUCCUACGUCUUCAUCGUGAAGGCUAUCUUCGCUCACGAGGCCGCCAUGCGCGCACAGGCCAAGAAGAUGAACGUGUCCACCCUCCGCUCCAACGAAGCCGAUGCCCAGCGUGCCGAAAUCCGCAUCGCUAAGACUGCCCUCGUCAACGUUUCUCUGUGGUUCAUUUGCUGGACCCCCUAUGCCGUCAUCAGUCUGCAGGGUGUAAUGGGUGACACUAGUGGCAUCACCCCUCUGGUUUCCACCCUGCCCGCUCUGCUGGCCAAGUCCUGCUCUUGCUACAACCCCUUCGUGUACGCAAUCAGCCACCCCAAGUACCGUCUGGCCAUCACCCAGUACUUGCCAUGGUUCUGCGUGCAUGAGACGGAAACGAAGAGCAACGACGAUUCUCAGUCGAACUCCACUGUGGCCCAGGACAAGGCCUAAACCAGCGGACUAAGCGCCACAAAGAUGCUUAACGAACUCCUGACUCGCUACGAUUGAAUGAACCUUCGACAGAAGUACGAUAUUGAGUACGAUCCCUCGACGAAUUCCCUCAAACUCCUUAUAACGAGAGGCCUCUUGGUUAUAAACCACUCAAUAAACCUCAGCAAUUCCUA
Molecule: messenger RNA, 1431 nt
Organism: Eriocheir sinensis (Chinese mitten crab)
Lineage: Eukaryota; Metazoa; Arthropoda; Malacostraca; Decapoda; Varunidae
Product: compound eye opsin BCRH2
Exons: 9
Coding region: 125-1258 (377 amino acids)
Biological process (GO): visual perception; G protein-coupled receptor signaling pathway
Cellular component (GO): membrane
Molecular function (GO): G protein-coupled receptor activity
Source: RefSeq, a predicted model, not a curated record